Molecule: messenger RNA, 1121 nt
Organism: Gadus chalcogrammus (walleye pollock)
Lineage: Eukaryota; Metazoa; Chordata; Actinopteri; Gadiformes; Gadidae
Gene: epha10
Product: ephrin type-A receptor 7
Exons: 6
Coding region: 42-1121 (359 amino acids)
Biological process (GO): axon guidance; cell surface receptor protein tyrosine kinase signaling pathway; protein phosphorylation
Cellular component (GO): neuron projection; membrane
Molecular function (GO): ATP binding; transmembrane-ephrin receptor activity; protein binding
Source: RefSeq, a predicted model, not a curated record
UGGAUCUUCCUCCUCACUGGACGCUCGCCUCGGUGCUGUGGAUGUUAUUGAUCGGCGCGGCGGAGGACUGUCUCGGGGAGGAAGUGGUGCUGCUGAAUUCUAAAGAGACUCAGGCAGAACUUGGCUGGACAUCGUACCCCCCAAAUGGAUGGGAGGAAAUCAGCGGGGUGGACGAGCGCUACAAGCCCAUCCGCACCUACCAGGUGUGCAACGUGAUGGAGCCGGUGCAGCAGAACAACUGGCUGCAGACGGGCUGGGUGCAGCGCCGCGGCGGCCAGCGCAUCUUCGUGGAGCUGCAGUUCACGCUGCGCGACUGCAACAGCAUACCCGGCGUGGCGGGCACCUGCAAGGAGACCUUCAACCUGCUGUACGUGGAGGCGGAGCGCGACCUGGGCGGCGUGACGCGCGAGGACCGCUACACCAAGGUGGACACCAUCGCGGCCGACGAGAGCUUCACCCAGGGGGACCUGGGCGAGCGCAAGAUGAAGCUCAACACGGAGGUGCGGGAGAUCGGCCACCUGAACCGCAAGGGCUUCCACCUGGCCUUCCAGGACGUGGGUGCCUGCGUGGCCCUGGUGGCCGUGCGUGUGUACUACAAGCGCUGCCUGGCCACGGUGCAGAACCUGGCCGUGUUCCCCGACACGGUGGCGGAGGCGGCGUUCGCCACGCUGGUGGAGGUGCGCGGCGCCUGCGUCAACAGCUCGGAGGUGGACUCGGACAGCCCUCCCAGGAUGCACUGCAGCGCCGAGGGCGAGUGGCUGGUGCCCAUCGGGAAGUGCAGCUGCAGCGCCGGCUACGAGGAGGGCCACAGCAGCUGUGAAGAGCUGCUGGAGGAUGUGAGGACCCUGGGCUCCUCCAUGGCCUUGGCGGAGCGUCCGCUGCCGUCCUUCUCGGCGUUCAACUCGGUGGGGGAGUGGCUGGAGGCGGUGGACAUGGGCCGCUACAAGGACAACUUCACCGCCGCCGGCUACUGCUACCUGGAGGCCGUCGCCCGCAUGACCGUACAAGAUGUGCUGAGCCUCGGCGUGACGUCCCUGGAGCACCAGAAGCUCAUCCUGACCUCCAUCCAGGCCUUGAGGGCGCAGGUCAUCCAAAUGCACGGCCGCGGCGUCCAGGUCUGA